This is a messenger RNA of Fusarium falciforme, 2241 nucleotides long. RefSeq lists its product as hypothetical. Bases 304 to 2241 code for a protein of 645 amino acids. Lineage: Eukaryota; Fungi; Ascomycota; Sordariomycetes; Hypocreales; Nectriaceae. Gene Ontology annotation, molecular function: zinc ion binding; RNA polymerase II cis-regulatory region sequence-specific DNA binding; DNA-binding transcription factor activity, RNA polymerase II-specific. The record is from RefSeq and is a predicted model, not a curated record. Gene Ontology annotation, biological process: regulation of transcription by RNA polymerase II; DNA-templated transcription. Gene Ontology annotation, cellular component: chromatin. The transcript is spliced from 4 exons.
CGCUCAGCUCAGAAGUCAUGCUUUCGAUGUGUUGAAAAAAAGCUAAAGUGUGAGCGCACCAGGCCGUGCAACGGUUGCAUUCGAUCCUGUACUCGCUGCGAGUACCCCUCUCCAGAGGAGUUCGAUGGCUUGGUGCUUGAUGGUUGCGAUGCUGGCGGUGAAGGGCCCAACGUGCUUCCUGAUGCUGAGCAGGUGCCCGGCCAACACGACAAACCGACACCUACUCACAGGAGUUCAUGGCCCUCAUCUUUUACACAUAUAAGUGACCUGGAUGGCGCUUUAGUGGAGGCUUUACCAGAAUCUAUGUCCUCACCAAGCUCAUCCUUGAUACGCCAAACUGAUGAUGCUCAUACUUCGAGUCAAUCUUGUGGGGUUGGUACUUUCAACGGCCUUCACGAGAACCCGGCUAUCUCCUCAAGUAUUGACACAUCGCAACCCUUUGAUGCCUUGCUGACAGAUAUGGGUGACGGGGCAUUGACGGAAGGCUUUGCCAUAUCUCCCUCUUACAUGUCUUUGAUGCAGCCCAAUUAUCGGACCGGUGGCCUCGACUGGCUGAGUUUCGACAUAGACAAUGGUCCUCAAAACCUUCAACUAGGCACUUUGAAUAAUCUCUACAUCCCAGAAUCCUGGCCCUCGAACAUGGACCAGCGAGACCACGAGACAGAAGGGACUAGUGGUCAUGGUGUUGAUGAUAGGACCCAGCAUGUGCGCACUCAUGCAGAAACGACGCGGAAUAUUCCAGCCACACGAUCGCCAAACCUCCAACUAUCUACUACUUCAUGGCCAUUUGAUCAAGCGCAUGACUCAAUGCCGCAUCGGUAUCGACUCCCCCCUCUUCGUGACGUUUUGAGCGGCUGUUGGCGAGCAAACCGGCCCCCUCAGAUUACACUCGUGGACGGCUUCAUACGUAUCCUGUCGGAGAGUCCCCUCCCGCAGCUUACGAAUCUACGGGACACCCACGUGGUCCAAGCAUUUGGCGAUCUACAGCGCCUGGUCGAUUCCUACUUCGAUCGGUUCCAUGAUGUGCAGGCGAUUCUCCAUAAACCCACUUGGGUCAUGUCUUCGUGUCCAUCUGCCCUCCUGACAGCCAUGGCGUGUAUUGGUGCACUGCUUUCGGAUAGAGAGUCAGAUGCUGAGCUGUCCUGGGCCCUGGGCGAGAUAUGUUCUACUAUGAUUACCUGGAUGGGCGCUUCGGAUGCUACAAACUAUGGCGAUGUUUCAUAUCUCAAUGCUCUCUGCCUCCACCAAAUCUACUCUUUGGGUUCAGGCAACAGGCAACUCUAUCAGAGUGCAGACAGGUCUCGUGGUAUAUUGAUAGGCGGCCUACGGGGCAUGGGCCUGUUGAAGCCUCGUUCUGCCGUCAGCUUGGACGAGAGAGGAGAAAAUAUUCCCAUUUCUGAGGGCGAUCAAGUUCUUACUCAUGAGUGGAAAAAUUGGAUCAUGAGAGAAUCAGGGCGUAGGGCAGCCUGGGCAGCAUUCGAGUACGACUGCAGCCUUUGCACUCUCACAAGUCGCCGAGGUGUCGUUGACUUGAGCGAGCUGCCUUCUCUUUUACCGUGCCCCGAGUCCAUAUGGAACGCUACCUCAGCACAAGCCUGGUCUGCCCUCAUGUCUCGCCUAGGACCCGGUAGCUCGAGACCAAGUUUAUCUUUGGUACUCAAGUUAGCACUAGCCGGAGAACAAACCCCCUCAUUUUUGGGGUCCUGGGCGAAGAGGCUUUGUUCACAGGUCAUGGGGCGCUUACUGUGGGACCUCUGGCAGCUGGAAGUUGUCGCGAUGCCCGAAUACUGCGGCCUUGGCUCCAUUAUAAGCGCACACCGAGAUACAAAGAAGUCGCUUCUAAAGAGCUUGAAUAAUAUGGUUGAUGCCCUGGCUGCACCUUCGACAACUAGUGACCUGAUUAGCUACAACAUCGCGGGCCUCCUUUGUCACUACUCGCAUCUCUGUGCCGCGAAUGGUGUCCUUGACCUCAUAAUCUAUAUCGUGCGCAAUCUCGUUUCUUCGGCGCCACAGCAACAUAACGGAAUUGAGGUCGCCCGCGCGCGUCUCAAGUUGACAUUUGCCAGAGAUCCCAAGACAGCAAGAAGGCUGUGCUGGCACGCGACUCAGAUUGUUGCGAUUGCGAAUGAGUACCUCGUUUCUGCCCCUUGCGAGAUCAUGCGGGUCUUCAUGGGCUACAUCUUCAUUAUUGCGUACUCGACCUACGGCCCCCAUAGAACUGCGUCCCCAAACGACUCGUGA